AUGUUUAAAUUUUGCAGAAAACAGUUACUUGAAGAGCUUAUCUUCAUCCAUAGUCAUCUAAAGAAAUAUGCUUUGAAAGCAGCAAAAAGAUAUAAAAGCCAUAGGAGACCAAUGUCUCUCUUUGUAAGUAAUUAUUUCAUUACCAUUUCAAUAAAUAAAAACCUGGAUUUUUUUAAAUUUAUAUUUUAUCUGAAAAAGUAAACACAAAAUAACUUCAUGAUCAUGAAAAAUUACCCUCCUCUCUGCAUAAGCAAAGGGGCAUAACUUAAUUGAAAAAUGAUAUGUUAAAAAAAAAAACCAGUAUAAUGAUGGAAAUUUAUUAUUGUUUUAUUUCUUUUAAGUUUAAAAAUAAGGAAAAUGAAAUAUGCAAGAUAAAAAUAAUGGUUAUACUAUUAAUAUAUCAUCAGUCCAGUUUCACAAGUUCACUGCCUAUAUAAUGAUCCUCUGUAGCACUAGCAUUAUUUUCAUAGUCUGAUUCAGAUGAACUUUCAACAAAAGGAAAAUUUUUUCUCCUGCAUCACUUUCAAUAGCUUCUACAUGGGGUCUGUUACAUAUAUAAUUUUUAAACUCAUAUCCAGAGUUCGGAAGUCCAUGCUUAUCUUCUUAGUCACAAAGUCAGAUUCCUCCUUAAACAAAAAGGAAAUUCUCCCAAGGGAGCAGUGAGUCAACGAAAGCAGCUAGAUGUAUAAACAGUUGCAUUAACAUUGCUAUAAAUAAUAAUCUGAAAUUUUGUAGGGUUCAUUUUUUUUAUUUCCUUCAUAAACUGCAAGUGUCAGAAGGAACAUUUCAAAAAAAUUAGUUGCUUUUAAGCUAGGAAGAUUUACAGUCAAUAGGAUUGUUUUUUUUUUUGUUUUGCAUGUUUCAGAACUGUGCUUGUUCAUCAAAGGAAAAUAAGAUAACAGAGAUAAGAUCUGAUACUAUACCUUUGGAUAAAAAGAACAAGAAAGAUAGCAUCAGUCAGGUUGUUUUUUUCCCGCUAUUUUUGAAAUGUCUUUAUAUACUUUUCAGAAAAAAAUUAUAAGUGGAACCAAGAUGAAAAUCCAUUGCUGUUUUUAAUUAAUCAUGAAGUACAAAAGCAGUGAAGUAAAUUAAUUUGACUGAAGGUAAAAUACAAUUCUGUUGAAGUUAUUUUUUUUUCUGGUUCUUUUGACUUUGCUUUUUGUUUUGAUGAAAUUCUGUUAAAAAUAAAUUCCUAUAGAAUUUCUAUUUUUACUAUUGUAAUUUCAGCUUGGUAAAGGAGGCACUAAAGAAGCAUCAUUGGCAGCUAAAGAAAUGAACGCACAACGCUUUAUCAUAUACCAGCCAGAGAGCCUCCAUUAUGAACUCUAUGCUGUUAUAGGUAGAUUUAAGAUUAUUAAGAAUGUUUAAAGGAAUUGGUUCAUUGUUGGUUUAAAAUAAUAAUAAAUAAAAAAAAAAAUACCAUCAAGAAUGACAUGUUAAAUCUAUUGCAAAGUGAAGGAACUAUGUAAUAUCAAGUUAUAAUUAUUAUAAUUUAAGGAAACAAUUCUCACAUCCUUAAAAUAUAUAAUUUAAGUUAAAAGUAAUUUUUCUAUCCUUACAAAAUGCAAUAUGUAUGCAAUAUAUAUAUUUUGCAUUAUAUGCACACAUUUUUUCCUCAUCAGGUAAAGGACACGCCAACACAUCAACUAUCUCUUUAGCCAAGCACACACCCACAGAUUCACUGAUUGCAGUGAAAAGAAUAAACAUUGAAAUCUGGGACAGAGAACUAUCAUAUUUACAGGUAGUUUAUUGCAUGUCGUUUUGGUUUUUAGUACUAAACAAAAACGCACAUCUAAGUUACUACUAAAAUGAUAAUGCAAAUGAUUCAAAGUGUUUUGAAAAAGGAUUGUAAUAAAGCAAAUAGACAAUGAUAGUGACGAUCCAUUGAUUUCAACUGCUAGUGCUACUAAUGUGUGCUUUUGAAAUAAAAUAAAAAAAACAAGUCAAAGUCCUAGCCAUGUUUUUAAAAAAAAAAUGGCCUCCUACUAUGCUAUUCUACACCAAUUCUCAGACAAUAUUCUGUACCCUGUGGUAUAUUUUGUUAUAGUUAUGGACUACUAACAGACUAAGAUUGAAAUUAAUAAAAUUUAUUUAAUUUUAUAAUCUUAUGAUUUUAUCUGCCUGUGUGUCAGUUUGUGAAGAUUUUCCCCAGGAGCCCAGGGGCAUGGCUAUUUUAGGACCAGAGCCAAGGAGCAUGGGUAUUUUAGGACCAGGAGCCAAAGAUUCAGAGGGCUAAUUAUGACAAAAAGGAGAAACCUUACAUUAUCGUUUUGAACUAAGAACUGAGAUCUCAUAGAGGUGGUGGAUUGCGCAGGUUUAAAGUAGGAAAAUACUGGCAACUUGCAACGUGUUUAGCAAGGAUGGUUUAAUAUAAACUUGACUAAAUUCCUUGUAAUAUAAAGUUAAGUUUGAAACAACUAUAAGGGCCUUAGAUAUAUAUUUAAAAAAAUAAUUUUUUCUAAAUAUCUUUUUUCUAUACCCUUCAAUAGGAUGAAAUAAUCACAACGCAGCAGCUCUCCCAUGCAAACUUGCUGCCCAUAUACUGCAGCUUUAUAAAUGGACAAGAGCUCUGGGCCAUUAUGCCGUUAAUGGCAUUUGGUAAGGUUUUUUAUAUUUGAUACAUCCAUAAUUUAGGUGUUUCUUCCAUUUUAUUUUUUUUUAAUGUAUUAACAUUAAAACAAUUACUUUAUGAAAGUUAAUUAAUUAAUAGUCAAAUACAAAAAAAAAAAAAAAAAAAAAUAUAUUAAAACAAUUACUUUAUGAAAGUUAAUUAAUUAAUAUUCAAAUAAAAAAAAAAAAAAAAAGAAAAUUAUAAUCUAUUUAUUUAUGUGUUUGCAGAAUACAUAUUGCUAGAAAAUUCUAGACAAUCGAUUAAUUUUAUCUUUCUUUAUGUUUUUUUAUAUUAUGUAAUUAAAUAAAUAAACAUUUUAUAUAAUCUCGUGGGUUUCAGGCAACUUUCCCCAUCCAAAAAAGUGGUUACUGUCUCCUACAUUCCAACAUUUAAAAAAAUGUUCACACUAUAAGAAAAAAAGAUGUUAAUUAACAUUUGGUUUUUUUUAUGUACAGGUUCAUGCAGAGAUCUGAUGCAUGCUUAUUUUAACUCAGGAUUACCGGAACAGGCAAUUGUUUUUAUUUUACGUGAUGUCCUUCUAGCCUUAGAAUAUUUGCACCAAAGAGGCAUAAUUCACAGGUAAGCAUGGGUCAUAUUUAACUCAGAAAUUGUAACCUCAUUUCUUCAAAAUACAAACUCCUUUAAGUCCAAACAGACCUUAAAAGUUUUGUUUUUAAUUGAAAGAGAUAUUAAAAUAAACAUAUUGAAACAUAAAAGUGUAAAUAGUUAACAAAAGACAAAUGCAGAGGAAGAAUUUGCAUUAAAAACACACAAAAUUGAGAAAAGAUGAAUAUUAUUAUGCUUUGUUUCUUACAAACAAAAUAAUGAUUUGAUAACAUGUACUCUAGAAAGAUGACCUGUGUACAAUCAUUUAAGAAGCCCAUCAAGAGAUGCACACUAUUGAAAUAUCUUUAUCGUCCCUAUUGUCAAGAUAGUUUCUCUACUAUAGGAUGAUUUGGCUGAUGUACUUAGCCUAAACUGUUAUAGAUUCGCCAUUAUACAAGCUACCGGUUCCUGAUAUAUUUUUCAUUCAUCCUAGGGGUGUUAAAGCCAGCCAUGUGAUGAUAUCAAAGCACGGCCUCGUAUGCUUAUCUGGUUUACACAAUUCUUUUAACACAAUACAAAAUGGGAAGAGACUGAGGAAAGUCCAUGACUUCCCCAUGCACACUAUUGACUGUCUUCAUUGUUACAGUCCUGAAUUGUUACAGCAGGUACAUACAAUUUAACCAGUUUUGUUAGUAAACAGAUAACUAUGAAAGUUUUAGCUCAUAUUCCAUCCAUGGUAUUUAUUUUUUAACAUAUUUUUGUUGAAUUAUGAACUAAAGUUCUUUUAUAAAUGUAAUUUUUACUCAAGUUUAAAAUCAACUAAGUAAAAUUUAAAACCAUAGCUGCUGUGACAUACAUUUUAAGAAAUAGUUUGAUCUAUCUUUAAAUUAUAUUGUAGAUGAAUUUAACACACUGCAUUAUGAUUUAUUUUUUUUUAUUUCAUUCCUGCUGUAGAUGUCAACACAGCAUUAGCAUGUUAAGUUUUCUUUUGUUUAGUCUUAGUUUCUAUAAAUUGGGGCUUCCUCUUCUCAUUAGUUAGUUUUAAAAAAAAAACUUUUACCUACUACAUUUUAUUUUUCCAUCAGAAUUUGGCUGGUUAUAAUUGCAAGUCAGAUAUUUAUAGUCUAGGAAUCUUGACAUGUGAGCUGGCCAAUGGACAAUCUCCAUUCUCAGACAUGCCUGUUACUCAGGUAAAUAAGUAUUCCAACAAAAUGGUUCCUAUUUCUUUACAAAGAAUCUUGUAAGAUCCUUAUUUUUAAAUUCUAGCUAUCUUCUAAAUUCAGUUAUCAAUACUAAGUCUUAUUUUGGCUACAUGCCUGUUAUACAGUAUUAGCCAUUAAUGUAGUCUUACUCUCUAAGUCUGAAAAAAAGCUUAUGAUGGUCCAUAAGCACAGCAUGGCAAUCAGUCAUAUUUAAAAUCAAACAAGCUUUAAAUUGGACUUUACUUUCUUGUUUAUUGUUAAAUUUGAAUUUGGAAACAAUUUUAGUUUCACCCAUAUUUUUAUAUUUUUUCCUUACAAAUUAAGUACUAAUGAUUUUGUUUUUGAUGUUUUUAAUGAGUAACAGAUAAUAGAAAAAAAAAAGAAAAAGGUAAAGACAUUGAUAAUUCCAAACAAAAAAAAUGAACAAUAAUUUUAACAAAAUGAAUUUUGAACUUUUGAAGAUGCUAUUAGAAAAGCUAAGCGGGACCAAACCAAGAUUAGCUGAUUCUUCUACAGUUGGGGAGUUUGUCAUUGAUGAUGGUAAGAACAAGCGUUCAGCAUUGAAUUCCCAUCCAGAUUCUAUUGAAAUAAGAUUAUCUACCAUUGUUGAGUUAAAUAAUUUUCAAAGCUCAUAAUAAUGAUGAACAAAUGAUUUGUCAUAAAGUGGUGCAGAUUCAGAAAAAUUUAUUUGUGUCAAUGUUUCAGAUGGAGUUGAGGACCAAUCAGGCACUACCCAAGAAAGGGCUGAUGCCAUAUUUUUCAAAAGAACAUUUUCCACUCAUUUACAUGAUUUUGCUUCUGUUUGCCUUGAGCGGGAUCCAUUUAGCAGGUAAUACAUUUAAAAAAAAUCUCAAAUCUCAUAUUCUUAGAUGGUGAGCAAUAUGUAGUUACUUAACUUUUCAUUUAAGAAUAAUGAUUCAGCUUAUGUUAACUGUGAAUUAAAUAUCCAUCUUUCCAUGGUGAUUAUAAAUUAUUUAAUUAUUUCUAGUAUUGUAAGCUUCAUCAAUUAGUGGCUUAAAAUUAUAAACUUUCAUCAAUUUUCUUCCUUCCACGCGAACCACCCAAAUCAGCUUUUAUUGCCCACUUUUUGUUUUGAUUUAUGUACAGACCAUCAGCCCCACAGCUCCUGUGUCAUCAGUUGUUCAAGAGCAUCAAGGGCAGGUAUUCAACUUCCCUGCCCUCCUUGUUGCAACCAGUCACCCCACUUACU
Messenger RNA from Lymnaea stagnalis (great pond snail), 5569 nucleotides. NCBI's taxonomy places the organism in Eukaryota, Metazoa, Mollusca, Gastropoda, Lymnaeidae. The record is from the annotation of a GenBank genome assembly.